GGCGACUAUUUGUUGACAGAGGCACGUGGGCCUCGCGGAGAUGGUAAGUGUCAUGGAUGGACACGUGUGCGGACGCUGACGAGGAGUUGUAGACGACUCGGAGGAGAGCGACAGGUGGUCGAUCGGUUCCUUCGUGGUGAAGGAUAGGGAGCAGGGCGACUUUGGGGCGGUGUCCCUAGGGAGCUCGACUUGUUCAAGUUCGGAGGACGAGUCUAUGGAGCGUGAGUCUCUGGUGCCAUGCACGCCUCGCCCUGGCAGGGCAGGCUUAUCCGGGUCAGCAGCGGUGCCUGUGAUGAUCUCGUCUUCGUCGUGUCCUAGUUCACCGCCUCGUUUGGAGCGAGGGCGGAAGAGGCGACGGAUUGAGGUGUCCGGUAGCAGCCAGGAGGAUGGUGAGUCCUGGGGAGAGGAGUCACCAUUAUUGUCUCGGUUUCGGAAAGGGACGAGGAGCGGGACAGCAGGACGUGAAGCACCGACGGAGACGGGGCUGGUGAUCGAGCAGAUGGCGAGCGAGAUUGGUGAGUACGUCGCUGAGCGCGUGAAGUUUGUUCUGACUCAGUUGGUGGAUCCAACUCAGAGUGAGGCAGCCUUGCAGAGGGCUGUGAGUGUGCUUGGCUCUCUCCGGGAGGGAGGGCGGCAGUUGUGUGAGGAUGUGGUGCAGCCGGAUGGUAGUGGUGUGACAUUGCAGGGCCCCGGUCGCGCGGGCGCGCACCUUUCUUCCUCCUCGUCUUCCUUUCGCUGGCGCACUUCCAACUUGCCUGCAACAGUAGUUGGGUCUGGUCCGGAGGGCGAGUGUUGAACAUGUCUAUGGGUACUUGGUGGUGCCUUGGCCACGGGGAGCGGUAGCUCCCGGACUUGACGUGACUUGUCCGCAGUGGCGGGUGUUCAGAACUAGCAGAGGCUGGAUGUGGAGAGGGUCUCUCUUUGCAGCGCGCUUGGAGGAGGUAUUGGUGUUACGUUUGUAGCACUUGCGGAGGCCUUCUGUGUAUACGGCCGUAGGUGGAGGACUGUGUACUUAUGAAACUGGGUGGAAGUAGAUAGGAUCAUCUGGAUAUUGUGGC
Molecule: messenger RNA, 1058 nt
Organism: Microdochium trichocladiopsis
Lineage: Eukaryota; Fungi; Ascomycota; Sordariomycetes; Xylariales; Microdochiaceae
Exons: 1
Coding region: 215-796 (193 amino acids)
Source: RefSeq, a predicted model, not a curated record